This is a messenger RNA of Mycena citricolor, 3196 nucleotides long. The record is from the annotation of a GenBank genome assembly. NCBI's taxonomy places the organism in Eukaryota, Fungi, Basidiomycota, Agaricomycetes, Agaricales, Mycenaceae.
CCAGAAUCAAACUUGGUUCAUGACCAUGGCCACACUAACUCUCUCCACCAAACUCGCGCCCUUUCCUUGGGCUGCCGUAGCGGUCUCUUCGUACACCCAAAAAGCCGAUCUUGUCUUCGACGAGACAGCCACUGGCGUUACUUUGAAUUUCAACGGAUCCACGAUCACCGAUGAAACGGAAAUCGUGCACACUUUGGCGAAGGCAUACGGACUGGCCGAAGACAGCGCAAAGUCCGCAGCUUUCUAUGCUUUGGCGAAAAACCUCGCAUCGAUGUCCGCCGUCGCGGACCUGCUAACCGCGCUCAAUUCCAUCGAUGAUCACCUAACUUACCGAACCUUCUUGAUCGGCCACGAGAUCACCACGGCGGACUGGCUUCUCUGGGGGAGCAUCAAAGGCAUGUCUUUUUCAUUAUGCGUUGUCUGCUUGAAAUCAACCAGUCGUUCAGGCAGCUCCAAGAUCUCCGGACUGUUGAAGAACAGCAACCACCCUCAUCUUGCGCGCUGGCUGUCCCAUCUCGAGUCGCUUGACACGACACAGGCUGCCGCUGCUCUUCUUGUCGCUGCAAAAGCCACAAAGGCGCGAGCCAACACGAAGACUGCGGCAUCGUUUGCGUUGGGUCUCGCCGGCGCCGUGGAUGGCCAGGUCGUGACGCGUUUCCCACCCGAGCCGAGUGGGUAUUUGCACAUUGGGCACGCGAAAGCCGCGAUGCUGAACAAGUAUUUCGCGCGCAUGUAUCACGGAAAGCUUAUCAUCCGUUUUGAUGACACAAACCCGAGCAAAGAAAGGACCGAGUUCGAGGAGACCAUUCUCGAGGACCUGCACCUGCUGGACGUACAUGGGGACACAGUGACCCACACUUCGGACCACUUCGAUCUCCUGUACACCUACGCGCUCCAGUUGAUCAACGAGGGAAAAGCAUAUACCGAUGACACCGAGCAGAUGGAGAUGCGCAGGGAACGCAUGGAGGGGAUCGCGUCCAAGCACCGAGAGGACAGCGUCGCGGACAAUCUGGCGCAUUUCGAGGAAAUGAAGAGGGGCACGCCUGAGGGUCUUCGAUGGUGUCUGCGCGCGAAGAUGAGCGUGGAUAACCCUAACAAGGCUAUGAGGGACCCUGUCAUCUACCGAUGCAAUGUCUUGCCCCAUCAUCGUACUGGCGAUAAGUGGAAAAUCUAUCCGACGUAUGAUUUCGCGUGCCCAGUCGUCGACUCAAUCGAAGGCGUCACCCAUGCUCUGCGUACAAACGAGUACCGGGAUCGGAACCCCCAAUAUCAGUGGAUGAUUGACGCAGUCGGUCUGCGGAAAGUCAAUAUCUGGGACUUCAGUCGACUCAACUUUAUCUACACUCUCCUGUCCAAGCGUAAGCUGCAUUGGUUCGUUGACCAAGGCCUCGUGAGUGGCUGGGACGAUCCCAGGUUCCCCACCGUUCGUGGCAUUCGUCGCCGAGGAAUGACCGUCGAGGCAUUGAGCCAGUUCAUGCUUUCCCAAGGUCCCUCAAGCUCGGUUGUCUCGUUGGAAUGGGACUCCAUCUGGGCGACAAAUAAGAAAAUCAUCGAUCCCGUUGCACCUAGGUUCUGGGCCAUUGCUACUGAGAAGAUGGUGCCUGUCACAAUCACAGGCGGACCGUCCAGUCCAGAGAUCAAGACAUUGCCAAAACACAAGAAGAAUCCUGAAGUUGGCGAGAAAAAGACCGUCUAUACCUCCACCAUUCUUGUCGAGCAGGAAGAUGCUAAAAGCUUCGAUGACCAGGAGGAGCUGACGCUCAUGGACUGGGGCAACGCCUAUGUUCGUUCCAAGACCGUAAACGCUGCCGGCGAAGUCACGGCCAUCGAGAUGGAGCUGCAUCUCGACGGCGACUUCCGCAAGACCAAGAAGAAGAUCACGUGGCUGGCCCAGCCGACCGAAACGCAUCCGCUGGUCCCCGUUGUGCUGUUCGACUACGACUACCUGAUCACCAAGAAGAAGCUCGAGGAGAACGACGACGUCAAGGACUUUGUUACGCCGGUGACCGAGUUCCGCGUGGAGGCGGUCGCGGAUGCGAACGUGCAGGAUCUGAAGAAGGGCGACAUCAUCCAGUUCGAGCGCAAGGGAUACUAUAUCUUUGACGGCGAGCAGGACGGCAAACGCCUGUUCAUCUGCAUCCCGGAUGGCCGCGCCACGAGUCUGGCGAGCAAGGCCGGUGUCGCUGAGAAACCCAAGACGGCAGUACCCGCGGCAGCGCCACCAGCUGCGCCACAGCCUGUGACCAAGAUGUACGAGAUGGAUAGGAUCCAAGAGGAUGUCGCAGUUGACGUGGAGAAUGCCACCAAGAUGUACAAGGUCGAUAAUAUCUACGCCUAAAGAUGUACUACUACAAGCACUUAGCACUUAGCACCUACUGUAACACAAUCUUCUCCUGCACGGCCCAAGAUUCAACCGGCCCUUCGCAGCUCACGACCCAGAUCUCAGAACAGAGUGCCCCGGCCAUCCAGUCGUCCUCCUGCCACGCUUCAGCGCACUGCAAAGCCACAGCUCCAUCAUCACCAUGGCCAGACUCCCGCACCCUACCCGCCGCCCGCAACGCCUCCAGCCACCGCCGCCGCUCCUCCACGUCCUCGUCCGCGAUAUACGUCAGCGACAGGUGCGGGAACUUGGGCGUGCGCGGCGCCGCAGCGAGAUUCGCGUGGAUCGCCGCGUGCAGAGCGAGCAGCGCCGCGCCCGGGCGCACCGCGAUGUAGGUCGAGCGGAAGUAGUGCUCGCCCGCCUCGACGCCGUCGAACUGGACCGCGAUCGCGGGCGUGGCGGGGGGUAUGAUGCGCGACAGAUGGGGCGGUGGUGCCGGGAGCGACGCCAGCGUUAUGUGUGGGGGGAAGACGGGGUAGGAGUGCGGGGCGAGUGGUGAGGGUGGGUUUGGGGGCCGGAUGUCCAUGAUGCGGCGCAACCUUUGCGCGUCAUUAGGCGCAGGAACGAGCCAGAGCGAUAGCCCUUGCAGGGUGAGACAGUUUCAUGGAAGAAAACAUAGGCCAGAGCGCUCACCCAUGAAUGAUCGGUGGUGACAGAUUGGCGUGGUGGCUAUGUACGAUCUUACAGGACCUUGACCUGAUCUAAUAUCACGGUUCACUGGUACCAUGUAUCACGGCCACCUCUACGCGCCUUGUCAUAAAACUCCUCCUCCUAUACGCGCACUUUGUGGCUCUGUCAAUGAAAAACGAAUCUCCG